GUUUGAGGCGACCCGGUGACAUGCUGCUCGUUGCCCUUAAGAGUGCCUGCCUGGGCCCGGGCGGUGGCCAGAAGGGCCCCCCUUUUGGUAGUCGGGAGGGGAGUGAAAAUAGCAGCGACUCUUUUGGUAAUGAACGCUGUGUCUGCGUUUGAAGGCAUGUGGGCGUGGCUUUGUCGAAAAGUAGUUCCUUCACCACGAUUGGUCCAUAAGAGGGGCACCCCCAGCCGAGCCCACAAUCGAUGCUAUAUAGCCUCUCCUGAGGCUCAAAGAAAACAGUCGUGUUAUCACACUGUCAAAGGAUUCUACUCACCCACUGGAAAAAGCCCACAGUAACAUGAAGAAGCAGGGACCACUCCACGUUGCCACCCCCCUGAGAGAGAGCCUGGCCCUGACCAAGGUGGCGGGGACCUCCGUGUACAUCAAGCUGGACUCCUCCCAGCCCACCGGCUCCUUCAAGAUCAGGGGCAUCGGCCACCUGUGUAAAACAUGGUCUGAGCGAGGCUGUGAGCGCUUCGUCUGCUGUUCAGGGGGUAAUGCCGGCAUGGCCGCUGCCUACUCGGCCCGCCACCUGAGCAUCCCGGCGACCAUCGUGGUCCCCAGCGUGACCCCCCCGUCCACGGUACAGAGACUCAAAGACGAGGGCGCUGACGUCAUCAUCCACGGCAAGGCACUGAACGAAAGCAUCUUGUACGGAGAAGAGCUGGUGGCCAACAACCCUGGCUGGGUGUUCAUCUCCCCGUUUGACGACCCUCUCAUCUGGGAGGGACACAGCUCGCUGGUCAGAGAGCUGGAGGAGGACCUGAAGGAGAAGCCCGGGGCGGUCGUGCUGUCGGUGGGGGGCGGCGGCCUCAUGAACGGCGUGGUGGAGGGCCUGCGUCGCGCCGGCUGGGCCGACGUGCCCGUGGUCGCCAUGGAAACGCACGGCGCGCACAGCUUCAACGCGGCCGUGAAGGCGGGCCGGCUGGUCACCCUGCCCGAGAUCACCAGCAUCGCCACCACGCUGGGCCUGGCCACGGUGUCGGCGCAGUCCCUGAAGCUGAGCGGCGAGCACCCCGUGUUCUCCGAGGUGGUCACGGACCAGGACGCCGUCAGGGCCGUGGAGCGCUUCCUCGAUGAUGAGAAGAUCCUGGUGGAGCCGGCCUGCGGUGCUGCCCUGGCGGCUGUGUACUGUGGGAUCAUCGAGAGGCUGCAAGGGGAGGGAAAGCUGAAGCAGGCUCUGGGCCCGGUGGUGGUGGUGGUGGUGUGCGGGGGCAACAACAUCAGCAUGGAGCAACUGAUGGGCUUCAAGAAGAAGCUUGGCAUGCUCGAGCCAUAAUUCUUCAUCAUCACCAUCAGAGGGCCAUGUGGCCAUGCGCUUCAACUAGACGUAAA
Gadus macrocephalus (Pacific cod) is the source of this 1371-nucleotide messenger RNA. Its product is annotated as L-serine dehydratase/L-threonine deaminase-like. Gene Ontology annotation, molecular function: pyridoxal phosphate binding; L-serine ammonia-lyase activity; threonine deaminase activity. Gene Ontology annotation, biological process: L-threonine catabolic process; L-serine catabolic process. Lineage: Eukaryota; Metazoa; Chordata; Actinopteri; Gadiformes; Gadidae. Bases 335 to 1315 code for a protein of 326 amino acids. The record is from RefSeq and is a predicted model, not a curated record. The transcript has 9 exons.